AUGAACCAGUCUAACACCUCCAGCUCUUUGGACUCAGAAAUUCUGAACCAAGCAAUGGCUCCCAGUGUGGUUCUGGGCCUCUGCUUCCUUAUCGGUGUCCCUGGAAACAUCACAGUGAUCGUGGUGAUACUUCGUCAUUUCAAGCAGGAGAACUUCACCAUGAAGCUGCUGCUGAACCUGGCUGCCUCUGACAUCUUGUGCCUCAUCAGUCUGCCAAUGUGGAUCUAUGCACUUUUUUACGGCUGGAGUUUUGGUGAGACAAGCUGCAAACUGAUGCGCUACAUGGUCUUCUGCAGCUUGUAUGGCAGUUUACUGACGGUCACCCUGAUGAGUGUGCAGCGCUAUGUACAGAUUCUAUACUCCCAGGACUGGGUGAGACUGCGUGGGACUGGGGAGAAGGUGCUGCUGGUGAGUGUGUGGGUGGUGGCCUGUGUCCUCGCCUCAUAUUCGAUUGUUCUGGGGAAGGUGUUGCAUAAGGACCAAAUUCCCCAGUGCAAAACCAACUACAGCUCAGAUGGCAUUGUGGUAACCUUCUUCAUAUUCUGGAUUCCAGUACAUGUUGUAAGUGUGACAGGAAUAUUUUCUAUCUUGCUAAAAUCAUCCCACCCGGCUGCAUCGGCCAAACUGGAAAAGUUUUGCAGUUUCAGUGAAAAUAUUCUAGGAUCUCUCAGCUUCAUUAAUAGCUGCAUAAACCCAUUCCUGUAUGCCUUUGCUUCACGAAACCGUCGUCAGGAUGCAACUCCAUCCAGGAACACGCAGGAUGUCUCCACUAGCAACCUCUGAUUCAUCUGA
Molecule: messenger RNA, 792 nt
Organism: Paramormyrops kingsleyae
Lineage: Eukaryota; Metazoa; Chordata; Actinopteri; Osteoglossiformes; Mormyridae
Source: RefSeq, a predicted model, not a curated record